AUGGUCAUCUUCAAGGAUAAGGCGCCGAGCGUGGCCGCCACCAUCAUCAUUUUGGUUACAUUCUCAUUGAUUGUCUUCCCCAUGCGGGUGUACACCCGCAUAAAACACAGUGCGUGGGGAUGGGAUGACUGGGCUAUGACCUUUGCUGUUAUACCAUAUGGCGCACUCAGUGUCUUCUCCUUGGGAAGCUCUUUCCUCGGCGUUGGCACUCACAAAGAGAAGCUCUCGGCGGCCCAGACAGAGCAAGGCAUGAUGUGGUUCUUCUUCUUCGAAAUCUUCUUCUGCAUUUCCAUAAUCCCAGUGAAGUUGAGUAUCUCGCUCAUGCUGAUGCGUGUCGCUGGUCCUAAGAAGAACUACAUCUAUGCGCUCUGGAUCAUGUCGGCCUUGUUCAUCAUCUUGAACUUGAUCGCCUUCUUCUACAUCAUCUUCCGCUGCGACCCUGUCAGCUACGCUUGGGACACGACCAUUCCAGGAGGGAGCUGUUUACCUUCGCAAGGACUUGCCAACGUAUACUAUGCGGAUACUGCGGUCAACAUCCUUGCCGACUGGUUCUGCGCUCUUCUACCGAUUCCCCUUCUCUGGAACUUGAAGCUCAACACGAAUGCGAAAAUCUCGGUUGGCUUCUUGCUGAGUUUGGGUGUGCUCGCCAGUCUGUCAGCGUGCAUUCGUUUGAAGUACACCGUCAAUCUCAACAACUCCACGGACUACCUGUACAGCGUCGGAGAUGUCAUGAUCUGGGGAUACGCAGAAAACGGCGUCGGCUUCGUCGUCGGCUGCAUUGCAACCCUACGCCCCCUCUUCCGCAAAAUGUUUCACCUCGGCGGCAGCGAAGGCUCCAAUAUCAAACUCGGCGACAGCGGCGACGUCUACGCCGCGCGCGGCUCUGCCGGGAUGCCGCACACCGGCGGCGGUGCCAAAGGCCACAAGACGACCAUAACCAGUUCGCAGUUACGCAAAGGGUCAGAUGGGUCUGGGUCGACAAGCGAAGAGUACAUUUUGCAGGAUAUGAGGGGGAAUGAUCUGAGGGGCAUUCAGGUCUCGAGGAGUGUAAUGCAGAGGACGGAUUGA
Zasmidium cellare ATCC 36951 is the source of this 1068-nucleotide messenger RNA. RefSeq lists its product as uncharacterized. Lineage: Eukaryota; Fungi; Ascomycota; Dothideomycetes; Mycosphaerellales; Mycosphaerellaceae. The record is from RefSeq and is a predicted model, not a curated record. Bases 1 to 1068 code for a protein of 355 amino acids. The transcript is spliced from 4 exons.